This is a messenger RNA of Fundulus heteroclitus (mummichog), 3745 nucleotides long. Its product is annotated as ubiquitin carboxyl-terminal hydrolase 37-like. Gene Ontology annotation, cellular component: cytosol; nucleus. NCBI's taxonomy places the organism in Eukaryota, Metazoa, Chordata, Actinopteri, Cyprinodontiformes, Fundulidae. The record is from RefSeq and is a predicted model, not a curated record. The coding region runs from base 1082 to 2980 and encodes 632 amino acids. The transcript is spliced from 27 exons. Gene Ontology annotation, molecular function: cysteine-type deubiquitinase activity; cysteine-type endopeptidase activity. Gene Ontology annotation, biological process: G1/S transition of mitotic cell cycle; protein deubiquitination.
AUUUUCUGCUUAUUUUUCUGAUAUCAGGCUACAGAGAGAGGCAUGGUCUCCCAUUUCCACCACAACCCCUGAUACCAGCGAGGCUCCCAGGACUAGAAAAACCUCCUUCUGGCAUCGUCUGUCUCUUCAUAACAAGAAAAGCCCUCAGAGGGAUGUACGUUAUGGAGAUGGCGAAAGUUCAAGUCUGCAGAAGAGCCUACAGACAGAGGCAUGGUCCCCCACUUCCACCAAAACCCCUGCUACCAGCGAGGCUCCUAGGACUAGAAAAACCUCCUACUGGCAUUGUUUGUCUCUUCAUAACAAGAAAAGCCCUCAGAGGGAUGUACGUUAUGGAGAUGGCGAAAGUUCAAGUCUGCAGAAGAGCCUACAGACAGAGGCACGGUCUCCCAUUUCCGCCACAACCCCUGCUACCAGCGAGGCUCCUAGGACUAGAAAAACCUCCUACUGGCAUCGUCUGUCUCUUCAUAACAAGAAAAGCCCUCAGAGGGAUGUACGUUUUGAAGAUGGCGAAAGCUCAAAUCUGCAGAAGAGCCAGCAGACAGAUGUACCAUCUCCCUGUACCAUCACAACCAGCGAGGCUCCUAGGUCUAGAAAAACCUCCUACUGGCAUUGUUGGCGUCUUCAUAACAAGAAAAAGCAGACCCAUGUCCCACAAGAUGUGGACGGGGUCACAAUCCAGUCACCCUCUGUGACAGAAAGGAGUUGUUGCACAAGUGAGAAGUCUCAGGGAGGAGAGACUAGUGUCCAGUUCAGGGCUUCAUCUGUUCCUUGCAGUCCUGUCUCUGAACACCAUGAGCUGCAUCUCCCAGCUGACAACAAAGAGGAGACUGAUGAGUCAGUCGAACAAUUCUCCACCACUAUACAAUGCACUGGUGAUUUUGGGGAUGUCGAAGAUGGAGCACUGGAUGGUUCUCAUGCAUCUUCCAGAGAAGGAGACUCCCAAACUGGCCAAAACAGCAGAGUGGAAGAUACUGUCUUGCCCUCUACUGCCUCAGCACAGAUCAUCAACAACCAAGAGGACUCAGAAGAAGGAGAGUCUGAUGUCCAAGACAACAUCCAACCUGCGUCUGAAAGUCAGGACAUGCCAGAAAAGAUUGAGGAGAAAGAACGUAUACAAUGCGCUGGUGAUUUUGGGGAUGUCGAAGAUGGAGCACUGGAUGGUUCUCCUGCAUCUUCCAGAGGAGACUCCCAAACUAGCCAAAACAGCAGAGUGGAAGAUACUGUCUUGCCCUCUACUGCCUCAGCACAGAUCAUCAACAACCAAGAGGACUCAGAAGAAGGAGAGUCUGAUGUCCAAGACAACAUCCAACCUGCGUCUGAAAGUCAGGACAUGCCAGAAAAGAUUGAGGAGAAAGAACGUAUACAAUGCGCUGGUGAUUUUGGGGAUGUCGAAGAUGGAGCACUGGAUGGUUCUCCUGCAUCUUCUAGAGGAGACUCCCAAACUGGCCAAAACAGCAGAGUGGAAGAUACUGUCUUGCCCUCUACUGCCUCAGCACAGAUCAUCAACAACCAAGAGGACUCAGAAGAAGGAGAGUCUGAUGUCCAAGACAACAUCCAACCUGCGUCUGAAAGUCAGGACAUGCCAGAAAAGAUUGAGGAGAAAGAACGUGUCUGCGUCCUGAACGACAUUUCAGGACAACUUGGAGUCCAGGUGGAAACUGCUCCUGAUGGUGGCACUCUUCCCUCAGUUGCCGCUGAGAAAGACUUACACACCGUGAAAGAAGACAGCGGAGAAGUAUUUCUGACCUCUUCUGCCACAGAAGAGAGUUUAAAGAGAACCAUGGAAGUGGCAAAUACGGAACCUGGACACCAAGAUGUUUCCUGCACACAAUCUUCUCCUGAGUCAGGAAAAAAUGAGACUUUUAAAAGCAUAAAAAACAUGUGUGGGUUAAUCCUGUCUCAACUGUUUCGUAAGGCUGAAUUCAACCGUCCAGGACUCAACCACUCAGCAAAGCCUUCUUCAAGUACCAAGAAAACCAUCCCCAAACAGGAGCUGGUCUGCUUUGGGUUACCGAACCUGGGCAUGACUUGCUACAUGAACUCCAUCCUCCAAAGCCUCCUAAAUCUAAACUGCUUCGUUCAAGAGAUCUACAAGCAGCUGCCUGUGUGGCGCCUUCUCCCCGGAUCUCAGCUCUUCAGAUGGUUUCUAGAUAUUGAAGCCAGUCGCUUCACCAACAUCAGAGAGGACAAAAUGUUGGUUCUAUCCACUUUUAAAUGGACUGUCGCUGAAUAUAAUUCAGAUUUUGACGAUGACGAGCAGAAGGAUGCCCAUGAGUUCCUCGUUUGUGUUCUGGACAUAAUGAGGUCUGUGUCAUCAGAGGUUGAGCUGACAGCUGUAAACUCUGGCCUGACCUACACGUGCCCAGUCCAGGAACACAUUACACUUCAGAUGUUAAACGUCAGAACCUGCAGGGGAUGUGGUGAGCAGUCCUAUAGAUUGGAGGACUUUGUUAACCUCAGUCUGGACCUGGUACCAGGGGGAACGGUGGGCCAGUGUCUGCAGGAGUAUCUCAAGGAGAACCAGAUAGAAUUCACAUGCCACUGUGGAGCGCAGCAGUCGUCCCUGCAGAGCUCUUUCUCCACCCUGCCGAAUGUGCUGAUCCUGCACCUAAAGCGCUUUAUAGUCACCAGGUCCUACACUGUCAACAAGAUGAAGAAUCCCAUCACUUUGUCAAAAGAACUUGUGCUGAAGGAAGAGUAUAUGGCCAACAGAAAUACGACAGCUCGUUAUUCUCUGGUGAGCGUCGUCAGCCACAUGGGCUCCAGUGCUGACAGUGGUCAUUACAUCUGCGACAGUAUCUACGGAAGGCCGGAUAUGGGGGAUUCAGCCAACCUUUGGCUAACAUAUAAUGAUGAGCGUGUUAGCCAGACAACAGCAGAAGAUGUCUGUCGCCGAAGAGAAACAACUGCUUUCCUGCUGUUCUAUGAAAAACAGGCCCUUGAAGAGCUAACACACCUGCCAUCAGGGCUGCAAUAUUGACUGCAGCAAGCAAUGCCACAAAUUACUACAGUGGCUUGCAAAAUUAUUCACACGUCUUUAACUUUUCCACAUAUUGUCACAUUACAACCAAAAAUACAAAUACAUUUUAUUGGAAUCUUAUGUGAAAGAUAAACUGCUAUACAACUGUGAAGUAGCAAGAAACUAAUACAUGGUCUCUUUUUUUAAACAAAUAAAAAACUGAAAAGAGCAAUGUGCAAAAGUAUUCAGCAUAAAUAUUUCUUGGAACCGCGUUUUGCUGUAAUUACUGCAAGUCUCUACCAGUUUUCCACAUCUUGUGACUGAAAUUUUUGGCCAUUCUUCUUUGUAAAAUAGUUCAAGCACAGUCAGAUUAGAUUGAGAGCGUUUGUGAAUAGCAGUUUUCACACCUUAUCAGAUCCACAGAUUCUUGAUUCGGUUUAAGUAAGAGGUCGACCGAUGCAGGUUUUUAAGGCCGAUACCGAUUAUUUUGACAUCAGGCAAAUCGAUAACCGAUACGUAAAAAUUAAAAUAAUACAACUGAAAAUGUUGAGUACAACACAAAGUAUCCAUCUUAUAAUAAACACACUUUUGAAAUUCUCUUUAAUUUCAUAGUAACAUUUACCCAAUGAUAUUUAAUUACUCAAAUGCAGACUUUGGUGAAUUAAAAUCUGCCAUAAAUUUGAUUAUUAAAAUUGGCUAGAAAUUAAAAUUGGAAAGAACUGACCCAAAUACUGUUCUUAUAUUGCUAGACCAAAAAGAGUUACAUUUUUUAUUGUUAAAGAGUCA